Messenger RNA from Spinacia oleracea (spinach), 3102 nucleotides. RefSeq lists its product as uncharacterized. The record is from RefSeq and is a predicted model, not a curated record. Bases 1 to 3102 code for a protein of 1033 amino acids. NCBI's taxonomy places the organism in Eukaryota, Viridiplantae, Streptophyta, Magnoliopsida, Caryophyllales, Amaranthaceae. The transcript is spliced from 3 exons.
AUGGAUACAAGUUGGAUAGAUCUACCCACUGGCCACCCUGAAUAUGUCGAUGGUUGUAUGCAAUUCAUUGUGUUUGCCAAGCAAGGUCUAUUCGAAGGAAAAAUUAGAUGUCCAUGUAAGAACUGUAAGGUGGAUAAAUGGUUCCCGGUUAAUGAUGUAGAGCGACAUAUUUUGUUUAAGGGGUUUUAUAAGUCGUAUAGAAAUUGGAUCUUUCAUGGUAAAGGGGAUAUGGUUCAACGUAUGUUAGGGAGUGAUGGAGGGAGUACUAGUGAAGGAUCCCUUGGUAAUCAAAGUGGGUUUGUAGGUCGAGAUAAUAUGGGAGGACUAUUAAGAUCAGCUUUUAGUGUUAAUGUGCCACCCAAUUUUCCAACUUUUGAAGCAAGAGAGGAUGGUGAAUGGACUGAGGAGCCCGUGUCAUACGACACAGAUGUUCAAUAUGAUGAUUCUACAAUAGAAGAAGAUGCGACAUAUAAGAAGCUACUUCAAGCUUCUGAGGAGAAAUUAUAUGAGGGGUGUAUUAAUUUUUCAAAGUUAUCUUUUCUUCUACACUUAUUUCACUUGAAGUGUAUGCAUCACUGGUCCAUUGAAUCUUUCAAUAUGCUCUUGAAGCUGAUUUUAGAUGCAUUUCCUCAAAUACUUGAUUUUCCCUCGUAUUAUUAUUACAGUAAGAAAAUGAUAAAAGACUUGGGCCUUGGGUAUAAAAAAAUUGAUGCUUGUCCUAAUGAUUGUAUGCUGUAUUGGGGUGAAUUUUUAGAGAAAGACAAGUGUCAUGUUUGUGGUAAAUCGAGGUGGAAAACAACCAAGGGUAAGAAGGGUGACGAUGUAAGUGAUCAAGGUACGAAUACUUGUAAGAAAGGUGUGCCAGUUAAGGUAAUGCGAUAUUUUCCUCUUAUCCCAAGACUAAAAAGAAUCUACAUGUCAUCAGAAACAGCAGAAGAUAUGAGAUGGCAUGAUACAGAGCGAUUGGGUGAAGAUGAUAAGAAGAUUUUGAGGCAUCCUUCCGAUGCCUUAGCGUGGAAGGCAUUUGAUGAGCGUUAUACAGAUUUUGCAUUAGACCCUCGUAGUGUUCGAUUAGGUCUUGCGAGCAAUGGGUUUAAUCCUUACCGUUUAAUGAACACUACUUAUAGUACAUGGCCAGUGGUGUUGAUUCCUUAUAAUCUUCCACCAUGGCUAUGUAUGAAACCAUGUUCUUUCAUUUUGUCCACACUUAUUCGCGGAAAAGCAAGUCCUGGAAAUGAUAUUGACGUGUAUUUGCAACCAUUAGUUCAUGAGUUGAAAUUGUUGUGGGGAGGGGUUGAAGCUUUUGAUGCUUUUGACGGAGUGAAAUUUAAUUUGCACGCGGCUCUGCUUUGGACUAUUAAUGACUUUUCUAGCUAUGCAAUGCUCUCUGGUUUGAGCACAAAAGGUUACAACGCAUGUCCUAUAUGCAUGGAUUCCACACCCUCUGAUAGAUUUGGGAACAAGAUUUGUUAUUGUAGCUAUAGAAAAUGGUUACCCGCAGAUCACCCAUAUCGACGUCAGGGUGAAAAGUUUUGUGAGAAGUUUGGGACUAAUGAGUUGGAUGAAGCCCCAUCUCGUCCUAGCGGCACUGAUAUAUUGAGGCAACAAGAAAAGGUCGAGUAUGUUUAUGGAAAGUCAAAGGCACCACCGAAAAAGAGACAAAGAGGACAUACUGAUAACAAUGAUGUCCAAGAUGAAAUUGUCUUUGGUACCAAGAGAAGCAUAUUCUUUGAUUUGGUGUAUUGGGAUCAUAAUCUUCUAAGGCAUAAUUUAGACGUUAUGCACAUUGAGAAAAAUGUGUCUGAGAAUCUUUUGGGAACACUUCUUAGUAUGGAUAAGAGUAGAGAUAAUAGGGAUGAUCGAGAAGCCCUUGAAGUAUGGAGAAUAAAGACUCACCUUUGGCUUAGUGCUGAUCAUAAUGGAAAUGAAUACAUGCCUCCAGCUUCCUAUUCUAUGUCUAGGGAGGAAAAAGAUAGAUUCUUAAUUGUUUUGCAGAAACUUAAAGUUCCGGAUGGAUAUGGAUCCAACCUUUCUAGUUGUGUGAAUAUGAAGCAAAGGAAGUUGAUUAACCUCAAGAGUCAUGACAACCAUGUUCUAAUGCAAGAUAUCCUCCCCGUCGCCUUAAGAGCUUCUAAUGCUACAAAGGUGAUUGACUUGUUGGCUAGAUUGUCUUCGUUUUUCAAGAAGUUGUGCUCCACCAGUAUUGAUCCAGAUGAUUUAGAUGGUCUUCAAGAUGGAAUUGUUUUAACUCUUUGUCAGUUGGAAAUGGAGUUUUUGCCUUCAUUUUUCACAAUCAUGGUCCAUUUGUUGAUUCACUUAGUGGAGGAGGUUAAACUUGGUGGACCAGUGCAAUACAGAUGGAUGUAUUCCAUUGAAAGGUAUUUGUCCCAUUUGAAGUCACAUGUAACCAAUAAAGCCCAACCUGAAGGAUCUAUUGUGGAAGGCUACCUUUUAGAGGAGACAAUUAGGUUUUGCUCGAGAUAUCUUCAAGGUGUUAAGACCAUCUUCAACAUGCCUAAAAGGAUGGAUGAUGACAUUUCAAAUUCUGAUGAUUACUUAUUUAAUUCCGGCGGUCGAGUCAUUGGAAAGGAGGUACAUUUCAUAGAUGCAACCACCGAAGAUGGGAAACUAAGAAAAGCUUUGGCGGGUGGUUUGCAUUCUUAUGGUAGAAAAUCAAAAGGAUACAUAAUCAAUGGAUACAAAUUCCUUUCCACUGAUCGCGAUUGUCGUCUUUUGACACAAAAUUUUGGAGUUAUGGUUGAAGCGGAUGGAGUGGCAUACUACGGAAAAGUGAUGGAUAUCUAUGAAUUAAAUUACUAUGGAGAUUAUAAAGUUGUAUUGUUUCGUUGUGAUUGGGUAGACAUUCGUAGGGGUGUAAGAACAUAUCCAAACGGCAGAGUAUGUGUCAAUUUCUCUAAAUUGAUGCAUACUGGACGAUUAUUGCAAGAUGAUCCAUUUGUAUUCUCAUCUCAAGCAAAACAAGUCUUUUACAUAGAAGAUGAGAUACAAAAAGGAUGGUUCCAUGUUGUUAAGAAUAAGCCUAGAGAUUUGUUUGAUUUAGGUGAUUCUUUACCAGUAGCGGAAGAGGGUGGGGCCGAUUGA